Messenger RNA from Argentina anserina (silverweed cinquefoil), 299 nucleotides. RefSeq lists its product as uncharacterized. The record is from RefSeq and is a predicted model, not a curated record. Lineage: Eukaryota; Viridiplantae; Streptophyta; Magnoliopsida; Rosales; Rosaceae. The transcript has a single exon. Bases 18 to 299 code for a protein of 93 amino acids.
AUCAGGAUACACAGACCAUGUCAGGAGCACAGGGAGCUCAGCCGCCGGGGUCAUUCACGGCGACGACAUACAAGUCAACUGGAGAGAACAAGAGCAGGACUGACGUACACUCCCGGGAGGACCAGGGAAGCGUUCAGAUUGAUAAGCUCCAAGACAAGGUGAAGGACGCUGUUGGAGAAGGCGGGCCGGUUUUCGGUACCGGGAAAGAUGCCCCUAAAGACGACCUAGGUGCCACUGGCGCCGGCUCAUGGCUAGCUAGAGAAUACAGACAUGUACAAGCACUUGCUUCUCCUUCAUAG